This is a messenger RNA of Colletotrichum higginsianum IMI 349063, 528 nucleotides long. RefSeq lists its product as uncharacterized. The transcript has 4 exons. Lineage: Eukaryota; Fungi; Ascomycota; Sordariomycetes; Glomerellales; Glomerellaceae. Bases 1 to 528 code for a protein of 175 amino acids. The record is from RefSeq and is a predicted model, not a curated record.
AUGGCUACAGCGGAAACCGUAGACCUGGGCAGAGUACACGAGCCCAAAGAGGAGUCCAUCAGGGUCUUCAGGCAGAUCGAGCAGGAGUUGAAGAAAGAGCUGCUUCAUAUUCGGCACGAAUACCGUAAUCAAAGUCUGGCUAUACUAAUGGUUAUUCCUGCCAGAGCACGAGGCCGAAUAUUUCCGGGCAGUGGUAAGAAUACUCCUCCAACCUUCCCAGGUCCAUCCUCUCAUAUUAGAGCUGCGGAACAUCUCGAUGAUCAGCAGUUGGUUGCUUUCGGCCCGGGUGACUUUGUUGCCGUGAGAGUCGCCGUCUCAGCGUACGGGAUCCAUCUCUUUGGCAAAGUUCAUGUCCCCGCCCUGCCUGACUCUGGUCCCGCCUAUAUUCAUUUCCGUGUUUUUGUGCCAGGAGGGGAACCACCAAAGCUUCACAGCAUCCACACUGAGGAGAAGGAGCAACCCGACGGGGACAGAACAUACCGAGCCAUUUUUACCAAAGAUGAUGUGUUGGAGUGGUUCGACACUUGA